ACGACAGCGGCGCCCCGGUUUACGGCACCGGCAGCUGCGCGCGCAAGGUUCUCUCCUUUCUCGGUUUCUCCGAGCGCGGGGACUGUUGCUGUGUCCGGCCCGGAUCAUCUGUCACCAUCCGGGCCGGUGGAGGCCGUUGCAGGUCUUAGAAGAUGGCGAAGUUCAUGACGCCGGUGAUCCAGGACAACCCCUCGGGCUGGGGUCCCUGUGCUGUGCCUGAGCAAUUUCGGGACAUGCCCUACCAGCCCUUCAGCAAGGGGGACCGGCUUGGAAAGGUCGCGGACUGGACAGGGGCCACCUACCAAGACAAGCGGUACACGAAUAAGUACUCGUCUCAGUUUGGGGGUGGCAGUCAGUAUGCCUACUUCCACGAGGAAGACGAGACCAGCUUCCAGCUGGUGGACACGGCGCGCACGCAGAAGACUGCCUACCAGCGGAACCGGAUGCGCUUUGCACAGCGGAACCUCCGCAGAGACAAGGAUCGGCGGAACAUGCUGCAGUUCAACCUGCAGACCCUGCCUAAGAGCGCCAAGCAGAAAGAGAGAGAACGAAUACGGCUGCAGAAGAAGUUCCAGAAGCAAUUUGGAGUGAGACAGAAAUGGGACCAAAAAUCACAGAAACCCCGGGACUCCUCGGUGGAAGUCCGCAGUGACUGGGAAGUGAAGGAGGAGAUGGACUUCCCUCAGUUGAUGAAGAUGCGCUACUUGGAAGUGUCCGAGCCACAGGACAUCGAGUGUUGCGGGGCCCUGGAGUACUACGACAAAGCCUUCGACCGUAUCACCACGCGGAGCGAGAAGCCACUGCGCAGCAUCAAGCGCAUCUUCCACACCGUCACCACCACAGAUGACCCUGUCAUCCGCAAGCUGGCAAAAACCCAGGGGAACGUGUUCGCCACAGAUGCCAUCCUGGCCACACUCAUGAGCUGCACCCGCUCUGUGUACUCCUGGGACAUUGUGGUCCAGCGAGUCGGCUCCAAGCUCUUCUUUGACAAGCGGGACAACUCGGACUUCGACCUGCUGACCGUGAGCGAAACAGCCAACGAGCCACCUCAGGAUGAAGGAAACUCCUUCAACUCGCCCCGCAACCUGGCCAUGGAAGCUACUUACAUCAACCACAACUUCUCCCAGCAGUGCCUGCGGAUGGGGAAGGAGAGAUACAACUUCCCCAACCCGAACCCGUUUGUGGAGGACGACAUGGACAAGAAUGAGAUCGCUUCCGUGGCUUACCGCUACCGCAGGUGGAAGCUUGGAGACGACAUUGACCUUAUCGUCCGGUGUGAGCACGAUGGUGUCAUGACGGGAGCCAAUGGGGAGGUGUCCUUCAUCAACAUCAAGACACUCAACGAGUGGGAUUCCAGGCAUUGCAAUGGCGUUGACUGGCGUCAGAAGCUGGACUCCCAGCGUGGGGCUGUCAUUGCCACCGAGCUGAAAAACAACAGCUACAAGUUGGCGCGGUGGACCUGCUGCGCCCUGCUGGCAGGCUCCGAGUACCUCAAGCUUGGCUACGUGUCCCGCUACCACGUGAAGGACUCCUCACGCCACGUCAUCCUGGGCACACAGCAGUUCAAGCCCAACGAGUUCGCCAGCCAGAUCAACCUGAGCGUGGAGAACGCCUGGGGCAUCCUGCGCUGCGUCAUCGACAUCUGCAUGAAGCUGGAGGAGGGCAAGUACCUCAUCCUCAAGGACCCCAACAAGCAGGUCAUCCGCGUCUACAGCCUGCCCGACGGCACCUUCAGCUCCGACGAGGACGAUGAAGAGGAGGAGGAGGAGGAGGAGGAAGAGGAAGAGGAAGAAGCUUGAACCAGUGACGUGCGCCUGGAGGCCAGCUCCCCAGGCCUAAAGGGCCUUCGCGUGUGCAGCAACGGGGCUCUGGCGCCUGCUUCCUGGUGCUGGACAGAUUGGAAAGGUGUAAUAAAGCCCAAGUGUCGCA
Messenger RNA from Ochotona princeps (American pika), 1929 nucleotides. RefSeq names its product eukaryotic translation initiation factor 3 subunit D (gene EIF3D). The transcript is spliced from 15 exons. Gene Ontology annotation, cellular component: eukaryotic translation initiation factor 3 complex; cytoplasm. The record is from RefSeq and is a predicted model, not a curated record. Lineage: Eukaryota; Metazoa; Chordata; Mammalia; Lagomorpha; Ochotonidae. Gene Ontology annotation, molecular function: translation initiation factor activity. Bases 153 to 1799 code for a protein of 548 amino acids. Gene Ontology annotation, biological process: translational initiation.